AUGGAGCGCGGCGACCACGUGACCAGCUUCCCCGAUAAGCGCAUCAACGACUUGAACGAGCGCAAGUCCUCGGUGAUUCAUGCUGACCCUGGAAUUGAUGGCGGACUGUGUGAACCUCGUGUUGCUGCCAGAACUGCAGGUGGGGAGUCCGAGAGCUGGACUCAGACAAGUAUAAAGACAAAUGCAGCAAGUACAGUUGAUCCUACUGUUGAAAGGGUAGGUGACGUGUUAGAGGUUUGGGAAGGUCGGACACCAGGUGAGAGAAGCUGGGAAGACGACAGUGGGAACUGCACACCGCGAGCAGUCAACAACUUUCCCGAAAACUUCUUUUCUCUGGAGCUGACAAAGGACGGCGCAGUAGUUCUUCACAUUCUCAUCGCCUUCUACCUCUUUGCCGCCCUUGCCAUCAUCUGUGACGACUACUUCGUGCCGUCACUGGAGCAGAUCUGUAAAGAUCUUCAUCUGAAGGAGGAUGUGGCAGGAGCCACCUUCAUGGCAGCCGGCAGCUCGGCCCCCGAACUCUGCACCUCCAUUGUCGGUCUAUUCAUCGCCCGCAGUGAUGUUGGAGUGGGCACCAUCGUGGGCUCAGCGGUUUUCAAUAUUCUCUUCAUCAUCGGCAUUUGCGGCCUCUUCGCCGGAAUGGUGGUGCAGCUCACGUGGUACCCGCUCGUGAGAGACACGCUCUUCUACCUGGCCUCGGUGGUGGCUCUCGUCCUGUGCAUCGAGGACUCGAAAAUCCACUGGUACGAGGCACUCAUCAUGCUGUUGAUGUACUGUGUCUACAUCGUCAUCAUGUACUUCAACGCCGGCAUGGAGCGCUUUUUCAUCGCCCUGUGGGAGCGGCUGUGGUCUGGCAGAAAACCUGCAGAUGAGGAGGUCGACGACGUGGAGGCGAGACAACCCCUCCUGAAGUCCCAGGAUAAAACCGGAAGUCAGCCCCUCCUACAGUCUGACAACGUCUCUUCCGGAGAUGACGUCAUUGGCAGACCCAACAAAGUCGACUCUGACGUCAGCAUCAGGUCCGACAAAGUCUCAGACGAUCACGUGAGUUCAGAGGGACGCCAGCUCCCAUCACGUGACGUGGGGACACAAGAGGAGGAGACGAGUCUCACUGAAAGUGUCAAGGCCGCAUCGACAGGGCAGGACAGCUCGAGCGGGUCGGAUGAAGCCUCCGUGUGGGAGAUCCCCGAGCCCUUCCUGGUGCGCGUGCUGUGGGUUGCCAUGGUACCGAUGAAAGGCCUGUUCUACCUGACGGUACCUGACUGCCGGCAAGAGCGCAUGCGCCGCCUGUACCCCGUCACCUUCGUCAUGUCCGUCGUGUGGAUCGCAGCCUCCUCCUACGUGCUGGUGUGGAUGAUCACCAUCGCAGGUGACGCGCUGCAGGUGCCGGACACGGUGAUGGGCCUGACUCUGCUCGCAGCCGGCACCAGUCUCCCCGACUGUCUCGCCAGCCUCUUCGUGGCACGUGACGGGUUUGGCGACAUGGCGGUCUCCAACUCCAUCGGCAGCAAUGUGUUCGACAUCCUCAUCUGCUUGGGCCUGCCCUGGCUCAUCGAGACAGCCGCGGUCAACUCGGGCGACGACGUGACCCAAUUCAACAGCUCGGGGCGCUGUUACUCGUCUCUCACACUUCUCGCCACAAGUCAUUCGCUGCUCCGUCGCAAUAUUCAUCAACAAAUGUGGGCCUGA
Pomacea canaliculata is the source of this 1689-nucleotide messenger RNA. Its product is annotated as sodium/potassium/calcium exchanger 3-like. Gene Ontology annotation, molecular function: calcium, potassium:sodium antiporter activity; calcium channel activity. The record is from RefSeq and is a predicted model, not a curated record. Gene Ontology annotation, cellular component: membrane. NCBI's taxonomy places the organism in Eukaryota, Metazoa, Mollusca, Gastropoda, Architaenioglossa, Ampullariidae. Gene Ontology annotation, biological process: intracellular calcium ion homeostasis; calcium ion transmembrane transport.